Cinara cedri is the source of this 5211-nucleotide messenger RNA. NCBI's taxonomy places the organism in Eukaryota, Metazoa, Arthropoda, Insecta, Hemiptera, Aphididae. The record is from the annotation of a GenBank genome assembly.
CUUUCGACGACGUAUCAACUAUCUGUUUUCUGAGGGCAUUGUACCGUUAUUCUUGUCUAUGUUACCUACUAUUACAUCCGUAUAUUUUUCAAUAAUAAUAAAUGUCACGACCACUGUCGUGACAACAACACACAGUUAACCGUUCGUUAACAAUACGCCAAAUUGUAGUACGCUCGUUGCGGCUGGAGUGGUGUGUGUUCUAUAUUUUAUCGUGUGAACACAUACCUAUCAUAAUUGUUGGGAAAAAGAGGCGCGUGCAUGCAAACUGAGACAUGCAUGGAACUCAGCUACUAUGUGUCUUUUCGCCUAGGCUUUAUGCCUAGUGUUCUUAGGCUCGAAUGAUACUGAAUUUGGGUGAGUGUAGUACACUAGUACACCCACUAGUCUGUACCCACAUACUUGGAUUAUAGGUAAUUAUUAAUGAAACCAUGAAUGUAUUUGCUUGUACGGCACAUCAUCUACCUAUUCACUAUUUAUUAAAUUUGAGUUUUUUUUUAUACUAUAUUUUCAAAGACUACUUAACAUAUAGUAACAUUGUUGUGUUUAGAUAUCGUCGAAAUGGGUGAUCAUUCUCAAAAAUAUGCCAAUGACAGUGACCUAAAAAAUUCAUUUUGGAAAAAAAAUAUAAGAAAUCUUCCUGGCAGGUGAUUGUCAAUUUGAUUUUCAUUUUUCAGUCCAUCAUUCAAAUGUGUACAUAAUUUUUUUUUUAGAGCAAGUCCUAAGAAAGACAGUAAAUCUGUAUCAUCAUCUGCAUCUACUUCAUUUGAUGAUUUCCAAGAAAGUGUUAGUGAUGCCUGGGAGGUAGAAGUGGAAGAAGAAAUUCUACGUAUAGCAGGUAAACAAUUGAUUACUUAUCACAUUUUUAUUUUCAAAUGGACUUGUAUGUUUUGAAUUGUCUAAGAAUAUAAAUUUGUUUAUUUUUUAUAUUAGUUAACAAUUAUGUUAACUUUUAAUACGUUCUAUACAUUAUACUAGAAAUAACGAUUUAUGAAUAAAAUAAAUCAUGUACCUCAUGGUUAAUACUACAUCUUUUAAUCUAUUAAAAGUGUCAUACAAUUUGUCAUAACUUUAAUGAUAUAAACAUUCAAUAUUCUUUUUUUUUUGUAAAAUAUACAUAUUGAAACUAUACAAGUAGCUUUUUUUAAUAGAAUGUUCAAUGCAAAUUUAAAAAAAAAAAAAAAAAAAUAACUAAAUAACAGAAUUAGUAUAAAAUCCUCGUAGAUUUUCGUUAUUCAUGUUUUUUUUUUUGGAAUUUUGUUUACAAAUUACAUUCAAUUAUACCAUAUGUGAUUAUAUUUUGGUUUUUGGUAUUUCAAUUUUCAAUCAUAAAUUAAUGUUUGUAAAUUUGUUUGCUUGUUAUGUAGUACCAGCAAUAUUAAUUACCUUAUCUGUUCAUCUUUAAGUUUAUUUUGUGUAUUUCAAAAUCAUUGAAUUUUCAGACGUGAAAAUAUCAAAACGUAUUGUGCAUUCUUCUGCGAACAAUGUUAUCGGUUUUGAUAAGGCUUCGAUAGAGAAAAUUCAUAAAUCAAAAAACUACUCCAAUUCUGAUUGUAAGUUUCAUUCGCAGACAAUAAGAUAUUAAGAAAUAUUAAUAUCUUGAUAUGUUUAUGGUUCCAUUGUUCUGGGAAUAUCAUCUUAAUAUUUAUAAAAUUGUAUUUGUAAACAUGGUUUGGGUGUACGUUUAGUAUCAUUUCCUAUCGAAUUGUGUCGUGCAUAUUUAAAUAAUUUGUUAUUCUCAAUGUCCCUUAACCUUUUUAAAUGUUUUGCUUUUAAAAUUAAAAUUGUAUGUUAAUUUAUAAUCAUAAAGUUCAUAAAUAAUACUAUUAAAUAUUGUGUUUUAUUGUUAUUUACAGAGAUUGAAUUUUGUGAGUAAUAAUUUUUUUUUAUUAUAGUAAAAGGAGAAUCGAGUUCACAAACUGAUAAAAAUAAAAAUAUAGAAAAUGGGCUGAAUUUAUCUGGUAAGACAUGAAACAAAUUGAAAAUAACUUAUUAUUAAAUGUUUUUAAUUAUUAUUUUAGAAGCUGAUAGCAACAAAUUAUCCAAAUUCCAAACGCUGCUUGAAAGUAAUUUGUUAAAUUUAGAAGAUUUGAAGGCAUUAAGUUGGUCUGGUGUCCCAGUUGAAGUACGCCCCAUGGCAUGGAGGCUUUUGGCCGUAUGUUUUAUAAUUAUUAACUAUUUAAUUUUAAUUAUCUAGAUUGCCAUAUGAUUAAAUAAAUAAAUAAUCUAAAAUAUACCUGUACACAAUUAUUAAUGUAUAUUAAUGUAAUUAUUUAUGUAUUAAUUAUACACAUGUUUUUAAAUUUACAUAAUCCUGAUGCAAUAAAUUAAUUUAAUGUAAUUAAAUAUCUAAUGUUAACAGGGUUAUUUGCCAGUUAGUUCUGAACGUCGACAACAAACUCUUGAACGAAAACGUAUUGACUAUGCGAAUCUUGUGAAACAAUAUUAUGACACAGAUAAGGAUGAAGUUUAUAAAGAUACCUAUAGGCAGGUUUGUAUCUAUAAAAUAUUGAACAUUUUUUUUAAAACCAUACUGAUCAAUUUAUUAAAUUAUAAUUAAUAAUCUUAAAUUAAUACAUUUAUUUUUUAAAGAUUCACAUAGAUAUUCCUCGUAUGAGUACAGCCCUUUUUCAACAAACAAUUGUACAAGAGAUGUUCGAAAGAAUUUUAUUUAUUUGGGCAAUUCGACAUCCAGCUUCAGGAUAUGUACAAGGAAUGAAUGAUUUAGUUACACCAUUUUAUAUAGUAUUUUUACAAGAGUAUCUCCCUAUAGGUAAGUAAUUAAUCCUUCAAAAUCCUGACGGUUACAAUUUGGCAUUUGCCAUCAACAAGCUGUUUCUUUUAUAAAAUAAUUACUUUUUAUUUGAAUAUAUUUACAAAUUAUUAGGUACAAAUAUUGAAAAUCUUGAUGUAAACUCAAUAUCAAAAGAAAAUCGAAAUUCACUUGAAGCCGAUUCAUUUUGGUGCUUGUCUAAGUUCCUGGACGGUAUCCAAGACAAUUAUAUUUUUGCUCAGCUUGGAAUUCAGUACAAAGUAAAUCAGCUAAAAGAGCUCAUUCAAAGAAUUGAUGGUUGGUUACUAAUUUAAUUAAUUUAAUUUUUCAUUUUAAAUGAUCUUUUUCUUUUUCACAUAAUAAAUCUAUCCUAUCCAUAAUUUUUUAUUCUACUGAACAUUAUUUCAUACUUACCUUCAAUAAUCUCUAGCCACAAUUUUAUUUUUUAACUUCUAUUUACUCUUAAUUCCCGUAUGUUCUUGACUUUUAUCAAUAUACUAUCAGCAAACAAUUUUUAUGAAACUGGUUUGAAUUUGUGAUCCCCGGGAAGACAUGAGAUAUACUACAUACCACCAUUAGAUUACAAUAUAUAUACUAUGUAAUUGAUAAUAUUGAUUUAUUUGGCAUAACACACAUAUAAUAUCCGCAAUUCACACAAUAUUAAAAACUUCAAAAAUCAUAACUAAACAUGUCGGCCCAAUUCUGACUUUAUCAUCUUUCUUAAAUUGAGAAUAGGUAUACAUAUGAUCAAAACAAAAAAAAUUGAAUAAUGUGCAAGGACCAGUAGGCUAGAUUUGUUCCACAUAAUAUUUUAAUUUGAUAUUAAAAUUCUUUUAUAAAAAUAAAUAUUUCAUAAAACUCAAUUUUGUAUUUUGUUCACAAAGUAUGAAAUUUAAGGAACCACAAGUUAAAACUACAAGCAUUUCUGUUUAGUCUAACAAUUUUAUAUACAUAGUAUUUACAGAAUAACAAUUACUUAUAAAACUCACAAAAUUAAAAUGUUUAUAAUUAACUCAAAAAUACAUCAAAAGUUUUAAAAAUUUUACUAUAUCUAGACAAAAGAAAUCUAAGUUUUCUGUCAAAAUUUCAGGUCUAUGAAUAUAAAUUUCAUUAAAAAAAACUUAAUUAUAAAUAAUAAAAUAAUUAUUUUUAUACAUUUCCUCAUACUUACUGCAUUUUUUUUUCGGUAGUGUUCAAUUAUAAAAAAAACUACAAUAAAAAUCAAAAAACAACUUUCUUGUUCACCAACUAGAUCAAAAAUUUAAUAAAAACGAGCUCAUGAUGUUUUUUUUAUUGGAGCAUUAUUUAUGGUGGAAAACAUGAGCUAUAUAAAUUAAAAAUAAUUUAAUCAUAUUUCAUCCCUUUUGGUUUUUCCAAAUUAUUAGGAUAACUACUUUGGAUUUCAAAAAAUUACUUUCACUGUCAGUGGUGAAAUAUUAUAAGGAACAAAAUCUAUCUUUUGUCAUUUCUUGUUUGGAGCAAUAUUAUUGGUAGAAAAGAUUUUCAGAUAAAAAAAAAAAACAUAAUUUAUAAAUAUGUACUGUUUUAUAAAUCAAAAUUAUAUAUUUAUUUAGGUACACUACAUGAACAUUUGAUGAAACAUGGAAUAGACUACUUACAAUUUUCAUUUAGGUGGAUGAAUAAUUUACUAACAAGAGAAUUACCAUUGAAAUGUUCUAUAAGAUUAUGGGAUACAUAUCUAGCGGAAUCAGAUUGUUUCGCUACUUUUCAGCUUUAUGUUUGUGCAGCAUUUUUGUUGCACUGGCGUCAAGAAUUACUUGAAGAAAAAGAUUUUCAAGUAAUAAUUUAUAAAUAAUAAUAAUUAUCUUGUCUGGUUUUUUAAUAGUAUAUUUUGUUGUUAGGGUCUCAUGAUUAUGCUACAAAAUUUGCAAACUCAGAAUUGGACAGACACUGAUAUCAGUCUAUUAGUAGCAGAAGCAUACAGGUUAAAAUUCACAUUUGCUGAUGCUCCAAAUCAUUUGACUACGAAAAGGUGAUAAUUUUAAUUGUAUAAUACCUAUCCAUAUUUUUUAAAUUUUAAUUUCCUCUACACAUUAAAAAUAAGUGAUAUAAGUUUUACUUUACUGUAUUAAGUGUAAAUACUAUUGGUAAUAUCAAAAAUGUGUAGUUUAUUUUCUUUUUAUUGUUAUGUGUUUUCAAUACACAGGGUUUUUGAUGUUAUUUUUUUUUUUUUAUCAAUUUAUACUGUGCAUACACUUUGUAUUAUAUGUAUGCCAUAGAGGUAUAGUCAAAUUAUUCAUUUAGUAAAGAUUCUUUACUAAUUGAUAUUAAAUUGUUUACUAUUUUGUUGGGAAUUAAUUAAAAUGCCAAAUUUGACUAUAUGUCCAGGACACAUUAUUUAUUUUAUAUAAAUAUAUAUACAUAGUAUUAUUCUAUUAUAAUUACUUAAUUGAUAAUAAAUUAUAACUAAAAUUUGAAGC